AGUUUGAACAGUUAACAAAUAAAAGCAAAAAAAGAUUCUAGGGAAAACUUGGAUCAGCUCUGAAGAUACUAACUUUCCAGUUUUCAGAGGUAAAACAAGCAGUUUUUUCGAAUAGAAGUGAUGUAUUUUUACUAUCUGGCAAGGAUGAAGAUGCGGGAAUGAAGGAAGUGAAAAUUUUAUUGGAUUGCAACUGAGAGAAUAUUUUGGGAUCUGAGAAAACAUACAUAGAGAUGCAUAAUAAUCUUCUCAAGCAGAUAAACCAUUAUCAUAUUAACUUUGUAAGAUCAAUUGAUUGGACAAUCUGAGGAGCCAUUUCUCCCCGAUGGGACUAGCCUACCCCAACUUGCAUCAGCGGAAGAGACCUGCUACAGAUCCCAUUGGGCAGAUUCAAAGAAAAGAGCCUUUCCUGCUGUGACCACUCUACCACUGAAGUUUCAUCAAAAUGGAAAAGUGGAGUUUAUUUUACUUACUACUUCUACACAUUACAAUCAUAUACCCCCUCGACUCGACUGUAGGAAGUUGUUUCCAAGAGCAGCUGAGACUCCAGGCCCAAGUGAGACUACUGGAACACAGUGUGAAGCAACAACAGGCAAGAAUUGUGAACCUCUUAAUGGAGAGGGAUAUACAGAGCAGAGAUAAAGAAGGUGAAAACGCUGUCAUCAACCUGGGAGAAGAAACAAAGUACAAAGAUUGUGCUGAGAUCUAUCAGGCUGGUCAUACACAAAGUGGAUUUUAUAAGAUGAAACCUCUGAAGAGCCCCAGUGAAUUCUUUGCCUACUGUGAUAUGGCAGAAGGAGGUGGGUGGACAGUCUUUCAGAGACGAUCAGAUGGGAGUCAAAAUUUUAAUAGAAAUUGGACUGAAUAUGAACAGGGUUUUGGAGAUUUUACUUCAGCAAAUGGUGAAUACUGGCUUGGGAACAAAAACCUUCAUUAUCUGACUUCUCAGGGGAAUUAUACCUUGAGGAUCGAUUUGUCUGAUUUUAUGGAUGAACAGCGCUUUGCACAGUAUGAAAAGUUUCGAGUUGCAGACGAGCAGAAUUCCUACAAGAUGAAUUGUGGCCAAUAUUCUGGAACAGCUGGUGACUCUCUCACUGGGGGGUUUCACCCUGAAGUUAAAUGGUGGGCAAAUCACCAAGGGAUGAAAUUCAGCACCAAAGACAGAGAUAAUGACAAUUAUGAAAAGAAUUGCGCUGAAGAAGAUCAAGCUGGCUGGUGGUUUAACAGAUGUCAUACUACCAACCUGAAUGGCCUGUAUUAUAAUGGACCCUAUUCAGCAAGGACAGACAAUGGAAUUGUGUGGUACACAUGGCGUGGCUGGUGGUAUUCCUUGAAGUCUGUUGUCAUGAAAGUCAGGCCGUCAAACUUCAGUCCCAGUGUAGCUUAGGGUUUGCUUCCCAUGUUCUUCUUAAUCAAAUCAGUCACACCUGCACUACGGCAUUCACUUAUUUCACAUAUAAAGAAUCAAUUAAGUAUAGUCAUUGGUGAGUAUAUAGACACUUCAUAUAGAGUAAGGGUUUUGGGGGGGGCAGCAAUAGGGUUACAGCUUGCCACUAUCUUCUUCUCAGAAGCUCUUUUUAACUUCUUGGUCUGACUUACAGCCCUGACAUUUCUUAUGUUCCUGCAUUGAAGUUCUAACCAGCUUCAAGGGAGGGAAACCUCAAAAAAUGCCAGGGCUGUAAGUCAGAAGUUAGAAGGGGCAUCUGAGAAGAAGGGAACUGUAUUGAGAUUUUUUAAAAUCAACCAAGGCUGUGCAAAUGCUGCCAACCCCUAACCAGCAGAGGUGGGUUGCUGCCGGUUCGGCCGAACCGGUAGUGGAAUUCAGGUCUGGGUCACAAAACUGGCAGAAACUGAGACCUGACAAACCCCCAAACCGGUUCCCUCAUUGCCACUUGGGCACCACCAUUUUGAAUUUUAGGGACUGUGCAUGCGCAGUUCACUGUAAAUUGUUCUGCACAUGCACGCAGAACAAUUUAUAUUGAACAGUGCAGACGAGUGCACGUGAGCCCACAUGAGCAUGCAUCUGGCACGCGUGUCUGGCACACGCAUCUGGCAUAUGCACAGACACAUUGCACAUGGGUUGUGAACCCAUAGUAACGCCGGCAGCAACCCUGCUAAGCAGCUUUCAUUUUUUAAAUCUAAAUUUGUAUUUGGAUUAGUUCCAGGGCAUAUUCAUGCACUAUUCAUCUUUCAGUAAAACCACAAUCCAAACUAGGAUACCUAUGUUCAUCCCAUUGAUUUUCAAAAGCUUAAAUGUGCUUAAUGCUUUUACAUAUUUUUAUUGAUAAGAAAGCAAAUGACAUGGACAUAUAAACAACUUGAGCUCUUUUAAUUCCACAGUCAUUAUCUUAAAAAAGAUAUUUCAGGUCCUAUUCCACAAUAGUUACAUUACUAGAAGAUUUAAUACUUCAUUUGUAUUUAAGAGCAUUAAUUCUACAAUGUUUUUAACUUGACCCUCUUCACAAGCAGAAUACAAUCCAAAAUAUACACUGGAUGAAGUUAAGUCUUUCAGAUAUUUUACAUUGAUAAUCUACAGAUCUGUUAAAAAUUGUCUCUUUUCAGAUUUUCUGAAUAUUUGUCAAUCUUUUCUGUUACAUAUUCGUAGAACAGACCUUCAUGUGGGUCCUACUCACAUCCACCAAGACAUAUAAAGAGAGUCUGAAUAGAUAAAUAAUACUAACAUUUAAUGUUGCUUUUAUUUUAUAGACAAAAUCACCCAACAUUCAAAGUGCCAGAGUGAAAGAAGGAUCUCUCUAGUUUAGUUAAAGGCAAAUUUAGGUCUAACUGUAUUAGAACAGAGAUUCAACAGGCAUGCCAUGCCCCAUUCAGAAGAAAUGUCUGAAAAAUUCCAUAAAACAUAGUUAAUACCUAUUAAUCUGGAAGAGAUUACAUAAAUUAUAUUAAAGCUUUAGGGAUCCAUAGUCCAAGCAUUGAACUGGAGAAUGUUUGGGACAAUGAAUCAUUCCAAAGGUGACUAUCUUCUCAAAGUCAUCCCAUCAUUAUUGUUAUGAAAUAAAUUAAAGAAGCCCCCAACUUUGGUGUUACUUAUUUACUUGGACUCCCUUUAUAUAUAUACUGAAGCAUUAUAAAUAUUCUGAAAUGUGGGAAAUGGUUUUCUACAGAGCUUUAUUCGUUUUAGCUUUAUUACACAUAGUUUGCUAAUUCCUAUCCCACUAUAUGUAGUUAGUCAUGCUGCAAUUACGUGGAUAGAAGCCUGAGUAAGACUGAAUUUUGGAAGAAAUGAAGAGUAAAUACCUAGAGUGGCUAGAACAAUGGGUCUAAAUCUCACAUCUAAUUAGGAGAAUCCAAUGUAGUAUCAUUUGUUUCAGCCUGCAAUUUAUUUUUUGAUGUGACUUGUAAUCAUUGAAGAAUAGGGACAUUGCUGUGAGGAUAUUUUUUAAAUAAAGCUUGUUAAAGGAGCAUUGCUUUUCCAAUCUACAUCACAAAAACUGAUACAAAUGAACUCAGAAUAAUAUGUAUCUUCUAUUAUUUCAAUACGGCACACCUACUAAUUAGCUGAUACUCAUGGCAUCAUAAUUUAUUUGCUAUUCCUGUCCUUUUUAAAAAUCAAAUUAUUGCUUAGGAAUUAGUGACAAUUAAAGAACAUGAAAAAAUACAGGCCACUUAGAAAAAGGACAGUAUGGUUCUAAUAAGACAAAUCCUAUUUUGGAUUAGUAUAUUCCCUGUUAAAUUAUGUCAAUAUGAUUCUAGACCUAUUUAAAGUUUAAUUUCAAAUAUGUAUUUUUAAUAUUUUAAAAAGCAUUACAGAAAACUUUUUUUAAUAAAUGCCAUAAUAGAAAUGAAAUGUUAAAAUGUAGAAAAGCACUAACUAUUUUUUUUAAUUUCAUCUAUUUCUUGUUUCAUACCAUUGAAAUAAAGAUUACUUUAUUUAGGCCCAUUAUAUUAUAUGAUAUAUUAACUGGGUUUCAACUUUGCAGAUAAAUAAAGUUAUACCAUUCGCAUAACAUUAUUUUAGAGACCAAAGUGACUUGUGUAAUAAAAUCCUUAUAAUAGCCCCAUAGAGGAAAAGCAAUCCUUAUAUUGCAGGUAAAGUAAUGUAACUGGUCAGCAGUAUUUGUAGUAUGCUAUGAUGUUGAUAAGAUAUUGGUUAGUCAAUUAAUCAAAUCAAUGCAUGAGCAUCAUACACUAGAAGACAAUAAAAUGAGAGAAGAUACAAUGAAGUGAAAUAAAAGCUAUGGUGACAUUAAUAGAAUAAAAUAUAGGAGAUAAGAUAAAGUAAAG
This is a messenger RNA of Thamnophis sirtalis, 4239 nucleotides long. RefSeq names its product fibrinogen like 1 (gene FGL1). The record is from RefSeq and is a predicted model, not a curated record. Gene Ontology annotation, molecular function: protein-macromolecule adaptor activity; extracellular matrix structural constituent. Gene Ontology annotation, cellular component: fibrinogen complex. Gene Ontology annotation, biological process: positive regulation of heterotypic cell-cell adhesion; platelet aggregation; fibrinolysis. Lineage: Eukaryota; Metazoa; Chordata; Lepidosauria; Squamata; Natricidae.